GGGAAAGGGGAAGGAAAAGGGUUGCUUGACUUUCUUUCUGUGCCUCGGGUUUCCUGUCCUCGGCACUGGCAGCAUUUCGCACUCUUGCCCCCGACAUCUGCAGCAACAGGAACUGAUGAAGCCUCUCAGGGCUGCAUCUUGAGUCUCAGAUGUCCCCCUGGCUAUAGGAUGAAUCCAUUUCUCCUUCGGCUUCCGGCCAUCCCAGGGCACAGCCGGGCUCAGGGCGGCCCCCUCUGGGCAGUGACAGAUGAGGUCCUUAGGUGGCUCAGAGGACCAUGCAACGAUUUGGUGCGCCUAGGGCGGGCCAUUGACUCUGUUUGAGAAGGUCUCCUUGGAGACGUGUCGCGGAGUCCAAUGGGAGUGCACCGACGUCCCGAGCAGAGUGAAACCCGGGGAGGCGAGAGCGCCGCCCCGCGCCGGUCCCAGAAGAGGAAGAGCCCUUGUUCUGAGAGGUCCCCGGGCAGAGACGCGCCUGCAGCUCCAGCCCUGCCUUAGGGCGAUGCCCAGUGCAGAGCUGGCCGGCCGGUCGGGUCCUGAGCAGCGUGAGUUCUGAGUAGUCUCCCUGAAGUUAGUCUGGCGACACCAGAGCCACAGCCCCUCCGGACCCCUAUGUCCCAUUUCUGGCCUGCGUGGAAACAGGUUAUGAUGACGUCAGACAUUGCUAAAGACAGAACGACUCAUUUACUGAAGAAAAAGGGCAGUGUGUCUUCUCUAAGUAGUCAUGAGUUCAGGCGGAAGGAACCUCACGGCCGCCCCAAAGACUCUGUGAGUACAGUCUCUUAUAUGGAUGAACCUAGCCAGCGUGAAGAUGCCUCUCGCCUCAUAGUUCAGAUGGAAAAUACCUAUCAGUUGGGUCCUACCAAACAUUUUCCUGUGGUUAUCGUCGAUCACAUUCUGAAAGAUGUGUUAACUAACUACCUACAAGAAGAACGAUAUGAACCAGAGUUCUGUAAACAGAUGACCAAGACGAUUUCUGAGGUUAUUAAAGCCCAGGUCAAGGACUUGAUGAUUCCACGGUAUAAGCUAAUUGUGGUGGUUCAUAUUGGACAACUGAAUAGCCAGAGCCUACUCAUUGCAAGCAGAUGCCUCUGGGAUCCUAAAAAUGAUAAUUUUUCAUCAUACCUUUUCAGAAAUUCUUCUCUCUUUGCCCUUGCAAAUGUCUAUUCAGUUUACUUGGAGUGAUGGAUAACCAGACAUCUAGUCCUUACUUUUUAAAUCAAGAAAUAGACUAUAUCUAUGUACACGAGUUUCACUGCUCAAGUGUUUGAGAAAGAAACAACACUAAUAUUUCAAACAACUAAGAGCUUCGGGAAUUUUUCAUACUCUUGUCAGAAUUGGUGAAGGGAAAGUGGCACGAGAAAGAAUUUUGUUUAUCCAAAGAAGGAACUAAGUCUUUGUUCUGCUGGAUUGUUUUUCAUAGACAUAGAUUCUUAUUAAAUAUUACUUUGGGUACUAAUUAUUUUAAUUACUCUUUAGAUGGAGAGUUGGAAUUCCAUGCUUUUUGUUUGUUUGUUUUUGUUUUUAUCUUUUUAGGGCCAUACCUGUGGCACUUGGAGGUUCC
Molecule: messenger RNA, 1561 nt
Organism: Sus scrofa (pig)
Lineage: Eukaryota; Metazoa; Chordata; Mammalia; Artiodactyla; Suidae
Source: RefSeq, a predicted model, not a curated record